Molecule: messenger RNA, 1578 nt
Organism: Nakaseomyces glabratus
Lineage: Eukaryota; Fungi; Ascomycota; Saccharomycetes; Saccharomycetales; Saccharomycetaceae
Gene: CDC37
Product: Hsp90 co-chaperone CDC37
Biological process (GO): protein folding; protein stabilization
Cellular component (GO): cytoplasm
Molecular function (GO): heat shock protein binding; protein kinase binding; protein-folding chaperone binding
Source: RefSeq, a predicted model, not a curated record
AUGGCUAUUGAUUACUCUAAGUGGGACAAGAUCGAGCUGAGUGACGACUCUGAUGUGGAGGUGCAUCCGAAUGUGGACAAGAAGUCGUUCAUCAAGUGGAAGCAGCAGAGCAUCCACGAGCAGCGGUUCAAGCGGAACCAGGACAUCAAGAACCUGGAGGCGCAGGUGGGCAUGUACUCGUUCCUGAACAAGAGGGUGGACAAGCUGCUGGGGUCUCUGGCGGAUGAGGACCUUGCUGAGCAAGACAAGGUUACCAAGUUUCUGAAUGAGAACUUUGACAAGAACGAGAAGUCUGUUGGGGAGAACGUCGACCCGCAGAUUGCCACUUACAAUGAGAUGGUGGAGGACCUCUUCGAUCAGUUGAGAAGAGACGCCAUCAAGGAUGGGCAGGAUCCACGCAACGGGGCAGUCCUGAGGGAGCUGAUGCUGAAGCACAGAAAGAAGAUCGACGACGUCACGAAGGAGGCUAACGAGAAGUUGAAGCAGUUAUACAAGGAGAAGCAGGCACACAUCUCUAGCGAUGACAUCCAUACCGGGUUUGACAGCAGUUUCAUGAACAAAUACAAGAAGGAGGAAGAAAGGAAAGCCAGGGAGCUGGAGAAAUCUGCUGAAAAGGCUGGUGUUACAAGGACUAGCGAGACUGCGUUACCUCCAAAAUCCAUCGCAGAGGCUUCCACAGGUACUCAGAUCAUCAACGAAGAAGCUCAAGAAUCACAACAGGCUGUUCAAACACAAUCCACUACAGAUGACGAAGAUAUGUUACACUUGUUCCCUGAAACUGAACAGUUCUCAAAGAUUCCAACUGGUGACUACAAGAAGUCAGCCAGUUUCUUGAUGGAAAACUACCAAAUUAUUACUGAGCAACAGAAGGAUGCUCUAAUGAUGAAAGCCUUUGAAUCACAACUAAAGCAUGACGAAAAGAGGACUUACCAAAUUCUUCACCAAGCAGAAAUACUAGCUUUUAUUGAUUCCAUUUACAAUGUGCAAAGAAGUCCAACAUUGGACGUCCAACGCUUGAAGAACUCUAUUGAAGUAUUCUUCAAGAGAGUAUUCCUAGAGUCUAGAAUCGAAGCUGCUAAAGCACAAUUUUUGGAUUCUGUGAAUACAAAGUUUGAACAUGUCAAGAAGAGGUGUGUUAUCCUAGAAGAAGAAGAAAGAAAUAAUGAAGGGCAAGGAGUUGAGACUAUUCAGUUAAAGACGGUUGAUGAAUCUACACAAAUCGAGUUUGAGCUUCCAGAUUUUGAAUCGUCUGAUCCAAAUGAGAUUGAAAGAGUGAAGAUAUUUGGCCAACUUCCAAAGAACUUACAAGAGGCCUUGAAGACCAAAGAUUUGGAUACCGUUAAUGAAGCCUUUGCUGAUUUACCAAUUGACAUUGCAGAACAUGCCUUAGAUCUUCUCGGUGAAGCAGAGAUCAUAAAGGUUGCUGCUCUGCUAGAGAAUGAAGAGGAGUUCAAGCAUCUGCAGGAGGAAUACAAGAACGAGCAUGCCAUGGAGAGCUUAAAUAUCGAGGAAGAGGCUAAAAGUAAUGAUGUUGCAGAAGAAGACGAGCCUCAGAACACUGCUGAUAUUGUCGACUAA